UGAACGCGUGUUCGUGAUUUUUUAUAAUCGUCAUCAUUUGUUCUCGGUUUUCUUUCGUUCAUCAAAUUCAUUAAAAAAAAUUCAAUUCCCAAAUUUCUGAUUUACCUAUUACAGGAAAUCAUGCGGGAGAUUGUUCACGUUCAAAUCGGACAGUGUGGAAAUGGAAUCGGCUGUCGGUUUUGGGAAGUAAUUGCUGACGAGCAUGGAGUUGAUUGCUCGGGAAAUUGGCGCGGGGAAUCCGAUCUACAAUUGGAGAGGAUGAAUGUAUUUUUCACGGAAGCGAGAGGUGGACGAUUUGUUCCCCGGGCCAUCCUAGUGGACCUGGACGAGUCCAGUCUCGCCACGGCGAUGUCCGGCACUGUCGGUCGUCUUUUCAGUCCAGAUAAUGUUUUAUCAGGACGAGCACCAGCCGCCAAUAAUUGGGCAAAAGGUCAUUACACCGAAGGAGCAGAAAUUAUGGAUCAUACUCUGGAGCUCAUACGCAGGGAGGCUGAGACCUGCGACAUGAUUCAGGGAUUUCAAGUGGUCCAUUCACUGGGUGGUGGGACAGGCUCAGGAAUGGGUGCUCUACUUCUGGAGAAUAUCAGGGGAGAAUAUGGAGACAGGAUAGUAUCGACGUACUCGGUUUUACCCUCUGCUAAAAUAUCGGAGACUGUUGUGGAGCCGUACAACGCGACUCUCUCCAUUAAUCGACUUGUCGCGACGACUCAUGAGACCUUUUUUAUCGAUAAUCAGGCUCUGCACGAAAUUUGCACGCGAAUAUUGAAACUUAGAAAGCCAUCUUACGGGGAUACGAAUCAUCUGGUGGCGAUGUGCAUGGCGGGGGUGACAACUUGUUUGAGAUUUCCUGGACAGCUGAAUGCAGAUCUGCGGAAAAUACUUGUCAAUAUGGUGCCGUUCCCCAGGUUGCAUUUUUUUGCACCUGGGUAUGCACCACUGGUGUCCAGGGGGGCCCGUGACUAUCGGGCCUUGAGUGUUCCUGAGCUGACGAAACAGGUGUUCGAUGCUAAAGGACUUUUCGCUGACUGUGAUCCUACCAGGGGACGAUAUCUCACUGUUGCCGUCAUCUUCAGAGGCAGAAUGUCCACGAGGCAAGUAGACGAACAAAUGCGGAAUAUUCAAGAUAAAAAUUCGAGAUACUUCGUGGAGUGGAUUCCCAACUGCAUAAAAACCGCAAUCUGCGAUAUUCCACCUCGAGGAAUCAAAAUGUCAGCUUCAGUUAUCUCGAAUACAACCGCGAUUCAAGAACCACUGAAUAGAAUUUCCGAGGCCUUCGGUGCGAUGUUCAAGAGAAAGGCCUAUGUCCACUGGUACCUGGGGGAGGGUAUGGAGGAAAUGGAGUUCACCGAGGCCCAGGAUGGACUCCACGAACUGAUAUCUGAAUAUCAACAGCACCAGGAGGGAACAGGAUUUGAAGAUAUCUCUGAUGACGACAGUGAAGAGGAAUAAAUCCCCGCAGAAUCUAAUCGGAGAAAUUAAUUUUAAAACGAAACAAUGUUUAAUGUGCAAUUUUUAUUCAUCAAAGACUUUGGUGCUGAGUAUAAAGAUUAUAUUAAAAUCAUAAGAUAUCAUGUCUCUUGGUAAUCAGCUGUAUCACACGCAUCUCAAUCACUCAAUUCCUCUAAAAAAAAAACCCUCAAUAAUCGCAUCAAAAUUUCUAUAAAAAGUAUGAAAAUCUCCCCAGAUUGAUUAUCCACACAAGAAUAAACAAUUCCGUUACACUAAAAAAAGAAUUUCAACAUUAAAAAAUUCACUCUCGAAUCCAAACUAAUUCUUUAAGUAUUACAAAAAAUCAGGGUUUCGAUAAAAAUUUUAAUUUUUAUCUCUCGAAGUCAAACAAUUUUUUUCAAAAAAUGUUUUUUCAGUGCAGAAUGAAAAACCUGACCCCC
This is a messenger RNA of Fopius arisanus, 1889 nucleotides long. Its product is annotated as tubulin beta-1 chain. Gene Ontology annotation, biological process: mitotic cell cycle; microtubule cytoskeleton organization. Bases 121 to 1449 code for a protein of 442 amino acids. Gene Ontology annotation, molecular function: structural constituent of cytoskeleton; GTPase activity; GTP binding. The record is from RefSeq and is a predicted model, not a curated record. Gene Ontology annotation, cellular component: microtubule; cytoplasm. The transcript is spliced from 5 exons. Lineage: Eukaryota; Metazoa; Arthropoda; Insecta; Hymenoptera; Braconidae.